Molecule: messenger RNA, 879 nt
Organism: Mycosarcoma maydis (corn smut)
Lineage: Eukaryota; Fungi; Basidiomycota; Ustilaginomycetes; Ustilaginales
Exons: 2
Coding region: 1-879 (292 amino acids)
Molecular function (GO): oxidoreductase activity, acting on the CH-OH group of donors, NAD or NADP as acceptor
Source: RefSeq, a predicted model, not a curated record
AUGUCGCAACGAGUCUCUCAGAUUGCUGGCCAUCUUUCCGGCCCUGCCCCGCUUCUCAAGGGCCAGGUUGCCAUCAUCACUGGUGCCGGUCAGGGCAUCGGCGAGGCCACUGCAAAGCUGUUCGCUAGCCACGGCGCUCACGUUGUCGUCUCGGAUCUCGACGCUAAAAAGGCACAGGAUGUAGCCGCUCAGAUCACCAAGUCUGGCGGAAGUGCAAUCGCUCUGGCUGGCAACGUAAUGGACAAGGACUUUGGCGAGCGUGUGGUCAAGGCUGCUGUCGACAAAUGGGGCAAGCUCAACAUUAUUGUCAACAACGCUGGCUUCACCGCCGACAAGAUGGCGCACACUACCGAUGACGCUACCUUCCAGCUGAUGCUCGACUGUCACAUCACUGCUCCCUUCCGCAUCAUCCGCGCUGCAGCUCCUUACUUCCGCAUCAAGGACGAGAGCAAGCGCGAAAACAUGGCCAUCGUCAACGUAUCGUCCACCUCGGGCACCCACGGAAACGUCGGACAAGUCAACUACUCGGCCGCCAAGUCUGGUGUGCUCGGCUUGACUAAGACCAUGUGCAAGGAGUGGGGUCCGUUCGGCGUCCGUGUCAACUGCGUCGCUUUCGGCUGGAUCAACACGCGUCUCACACAGGCCAAGGAGGCCGGGGCUUCCAUCGAGAUUGACGGAAAGAAGAUCGCCCUUGGUAUCCCGGGCCGUCCCACCGGUGGCGACUCCAAGCAGCAGUCGGUCACUGCUGUCGCCGACAUUCCUCUCCGCAGACCAGGUGACGCUGAAGAGGCUGCCGCCUCGAUUCUCUUCCUUGCCAGCCCUCUCGCCUCUUACGUCUCUGGCCAGAUUCUCGAGGUAACUGGUGGUCGAGGUAUCUGA